This is a messenger RNA of Serpula lacrymans var. lacrymans S7.9, 4715 nucleotides long. RefSeq names its product glycosyltransferase family 2 protein. The record is from RefSeq and is a predicted model, not a curated record. Gene Ontology annotation, cellular component: cell periphery; cell septum. NCBI's taxonomy places the organism in Eukaryota, Fungi, Basidiomycota, Agaricomycetes, Boletales, Serpulaceae. Gene Ontology annotation, molecular function: chitin synthase activity. The transcript is spliced from 6 exons. The coding region runs from base 166 to 4314 and encodes 1382 amino acids.
CCCACCCCCACCCCAAAUUCACCCUAUCCCUCUCGUCCUCCAUUCCCAUCUCAUUCCCCUGGCCAAGACGCCAACAAUCCCGUCAACUCCCGCGGCAUCUCCUUCCAGCACACAGAGCGCGGAAAGCGUCAAGCCACUAUCGAUCAUCAAUCGCGCCAGCGCAAUAUGCCCUCCGCAUACCAAAACAAGCUUUCCCCUUCAGAUCCAGAGGGCGGCGACUUUGGCGAUUAUGCAACAGAUGGCGACAGAGUUGACAGGAAGAAGAGCUUGGUUAGGCCAGACAGAGAAAAGAUCGAGCCUGGUCAUCGUCAAUGGCAUUAUCGUACCCAUGCCGCUCAGUUGGAGGGUACCGGCGGCGGCAGGGUGGGCGUCAUGCCCUCUACCACCGGAAAUCUCCCCCAGCAACGCGAGAAGCUUCGUCGCGGCAAGUCCCUCCUUGCAAGGGAGGAAGACGUACAUGAAUCCGGUCUCGCUUUAUUCAAACGUGGUACUACCUUGCGCCGUAAACGUCCCCAGGCUGCACCGCCUCCUCCCACCGUCACCGAUAAGAAGCGCACUUGUUUGGACAAUAUCGGCCCUGGCCCAAAGACUCCCUGGUUCAUUUACUGCUUCGUGCUCACAUGCUGGAUCCCGCCGUUCCUACUCAGCGCAUGUGGCAUCAAGACACCAGAACAACAACGGGCUUGGCGCGAGAAGAUGGGUCUAAUGAGUAUCAUCUUGACGCUCAUGGCUGGUGUCGGUUUCAUCACCUUUGGCUUCACCGAGACCGUUUGCGGAACCCCUCCUAAUCGCUUCCAUGCGGGUCAGAUUGAAAACGCAUCUGUCGUCAUUCACGGGUACGAUUACGACUUUUCCAACUUUAAGCACCCAGCCGUUGGCUCGUUCAACGGGCAGACCAAUCCGCUCUUAACGCCAGGAUGGAAUCUGGGCGGGAACGAUGCCAGCUUUUUGUUCCAGAUCACGAACGAGAACUGUUUAGGGAUCAUCACCAAAGCGAACGGCUCGAGUAUUACGGGAAGCGGGAAUGAUCUUGAUUGGUAUUUCCCGUGCAAUGUUUAUGAUCCGACCAGUACUGCAACGAACUUGACGGCGUAUACAUCGAAUACGAAUUGUCAUGUAUCGUCUCAGGCGCGUCAGGGGCUCCAGCAGAUGAACCCGCUGGGACAAGUGUACUACAACUGGGGAGAUGUCGCGGGCUCGGGGAGGAAUUUGGCUGUUUUUGAAUCCUCGGUUCUCGACCUUGACUUGUUGCAAUGGCUGAGUCCAGCGCAAGUAAACUAUCCAUCUCUGUUCGAUGACAUGAAAAAUGCGGACGGGACGUAUAAUGGCAAAGACCUGUCAAUGUUCUUUAUGCGCUCGAAUCAGCAACAACUUGCCCGGUGCCUUGAAGACACUAUCCUCGUCGGGUUCAUUGAUACGCAGAGCAUUGGUUGUGUCGCUUCAGAGGUCGUCCUCUAUCUCUCGCUCACCUUCAUCAUUGGUGUCGUCGCCAUCAGGUUCGUCAUGGCUGUCUACUUCGCCUGGUUCUACUCCUGGAAGCUGGGAAAUUUCCCACGGGAGACGUAUGAGCAGCGUAUGCAGCGAUCGCAGGAAAUUGAGGAUUGGUCGAAUGAUAUUUACCGUCCGGCGCCUAGCGAAUACCGCCCGAAUGUCGGCAAGAACGGGCUGAGAUUUGGAAAGGCGAGCAAGAAGACAUUUUUGCCUAGCCAUUCUCGGUUUACACCUCAGGAGAAUCUGCUUAAAGGCGCGAGUCCACGACCGACGACGACGUAUGGGAUGAUCGAUGCGCCGUAUAAGAGGAGCACAACGUAUUCGUCGCUAGGGAAGGCAGGAAAGGGGGCACCGCCCGAAUCACCUGGAAUUGGGUAUAGGCAGUCGAAAAGCACGAUGUCGUUUGGAGAAAAUGGUUCUGGAACGAUGUCUGGGUCUGGCGCAGCUUCUCCGCGUGCGACGUAUGUGGAGACGCCAUGUCCGUUCCCCCUGCACAACGUCAUUCCUCAACCGCCUCCUGACUAUGAGCCGUUCAAUUUCCCUCUGGCGCAUACAAUCUGUCUCGUGACUGCUUAUUCCGAGAGUGUGGAGGGUCUGAGGACGACGUUGGAUUCGCUUGCGACUACUGAUUAUCCGAAUAGCCAUAAGCUGAUUUUGGUGAUUGCGGAUGGAAUGGUGAAGGGCGCUGGGAAUGAUAUGACCACUCCGGAAAUUUGCUUGUCGAUGAUGAAGGAGUUUUUGAUCCAGCCGAACGAGGUGGAGCCGCAUUCAUAUGUGGCGAUAGCUGACGGACACAAGAGGCAUAAUAUGGCAAAGGUGUAUGCUGGUUUCUACGACUACGAUGACAACACUGUCGAGCACUCAAAGCAACAACGCAUACCGAUGGUUGUCGUCGCCAAAUGUGGGAACCCACUCGAAGUUGGUGACGCCAAGCCUGGAAAUCGUGGCAAACGAGACAGUCAAAUCGUGUUGAUGGGAUUCCUUCAAAAAGUGAUGUUCGACGAGCGAAUGACGACGUUUGAGUACGAGUUUUUCAACUCGAUAUGGAGGGUGACGGGUGUGAGUCCGGAUCGGUACGAGCUUGUGUUGUGUGUGGAUGCGGAUACGAAGGUGUUUCCGGAUUCACUGACGAGGAUGGCAUCGUGCAUGGUGAUGGAUGUGGAGAUUAUGGGGUUGUGUGGUGAGACAAAGAUUGCGAAUAAGACGGAUAAUUUUGUGACUAUGAUGCAAGUUUUCGAGUACUAUAUCUCCCAUCACAUGGUCAAGGGCUUCGAGGCCAUGUUUGGUGGUGUCACUUGUUUGCCAGGAUGCUUCAGUAUGUACCGUAUCAAGGCGCCUAAAGGUGACUCGGGGUAUUGGGUGCCCGUGCUCGCGAACCCUGAUAUCGUAGAACAUUACUCGGAAAACGUUGUCGACACACUUCACAAGAAGAACCUGCUACUUUUGGGUGAGGAUCGGUACCUAACGACACUAUUGCUCAAGACGUUCCCGAAGCGCAAGAACAUGUUCUGUCCGCAAGCCGUGUGCAAGACGAUCGUGCCUGAUACAUUCCGUAUUCUCCUGUCUCAGCGAAGAAGAUGGAUCAACUCGACUGUGCAUAACCUUGCUGAGCUAUUGCUCGUGAGGGAUCUUUGUGGGACUUUCUGUUUCUCGAUGCAGUUCGUCGUGGGUAUGGAACUGGCGGGAACGCUGGUGUUGCCUGCUGCGAUUAGUUUCACGCUCUAUUUGAUCAUCAUCUCGAUUAUUCCUGGAGGGACGAACACGACUAUCCCGUUGACGCUGUUGGCGAUUGUGCUUGGGUUGCCUGGUGUUUUGAUCGUUGUCACUUCGCGCAAGGUUGUGUAUCUGGGAUGGAUGAUCAUCUACCUCGUCUCGUUACCUAUCUGGAACGGUCUUCUCCCUGCAUAUUCCUUCUGGCACUUUGACGACUUUUCGUGGGGUCAGACGAGGAUGGUGGCUGGCGAUAAGGGUGGAGACCAUGGAGAUAAAGAGGGAGAGUUUGAUUCUACGCAUAUUGUGAUGAAGAAAUGGGCAGAGUUUGAGAGGGAGAGGAGGUGGAAGAGUGGAGUGCAGAGUAGGGAUUCGACAGUGUUUGAGAGAAUCAAUCGAUACUCUAUGGCUUCGAAUUCUGAUACUAACCACCCACCCUCGGCGAAUGUCGACUCAUCAACGACAGAGUCUGCGAGCCAUAGUGCAACCCCUCCCGUUCCUCGUAUCCGACACGAUAGCAAUACGCUGCUGACGUUGCCUGCGCCUCUCUCUGUCAAUAAGGUUAUAACAUCUGCAGCAUCCGCCUCUUCCGUUGGUCUCUCGCGAUCUAGCGAGGAUGCUCCGUAUAUCUCAGAACCUGGAUCAGGCUCACACGCACGGCUGAUCCCCAGCCCACAAGACAACUACAUCGAUUCAUACACCGAGUCUCCAACUCCGCGAAUUCCACAAUUCGAGACCCAGGUCGCACGAAGUGGUGGGGUCUUGCGCAAUCCGACGGUGUCAAGCCAGUACGUAGCUGAGACGCAGAAUCCCUUCCGAUCUUCUGAGCCUCAUGUCGCUGCCGCAUUCGAGGAGGCAGGGGGUUAUACGACAGAGCCUGAGGAGUUCACGCCGCCGCCGCCUGUUCCUGGUAAACCUGGGCGCGGUGUCAGUCUGGCUGAUAACGGGCCUGUCCCUGGUCCUGAGGGCGUGCGGAGGGUGGCGAGGCCUACGUCAAGACGGCCGACAUCGCAGACGCCUCAAAACCGAUAUUCACGGUCGUCUGCUGUAUAUAAUCUCCCGCCUGGUGCUGCACCGCCUCAACCUGGAGGAGGCUACAGCGGAGCAUAUUAAACAUUUGCUGGGUUUUUUUAAUCAUCUUUUGGCACUCGUUUCUUUCUACAUGGACUCUCUCUAUUUUUCCCCUGUGGCCGUCGUAGUAAUUUUCAUAUAAAGUUCAUGAGGACCCUAUUCGCCUGCGCAGUUGAUUCGUCUCCCCAUAUUUGUCAUACUUGGGUUGCUACAGAUUCACGGAUGCUUGAUGCGUUGUGCUAAUGGACUGUCUACACGAUACCUGACGAUAUUUCUUUUUCCUUGCCUUCCCUUCUUAUCUCGUUCCCGUUCAAGACAUGAACAUUUUACUCGAUCUAUGAUAGUGGCAGAAUGGCUCCUUUUUUACGAGUACCGCAAGAACUAUUACAAUGUUACAUGUAAUACAUCAAUAUGCUUGAUGCACACCAGAGUUACUCCAGUUU